Molecule: messenger RNA, 3031 nt
Organism: Loxodonta africana (African savanna elephant)
Lineage: Eukaryota; Metazoa; Chordata; Mammalia; Proboscidea; Elephantidae
Gene: NPM1
Product: nucleophosmin 1
Biological process (GO): chromatin remodeling; ribosomal small subunit biogenesis; ribosomal large subunit export from nucleus
Cellular component (GO): nucleoplasm; centrosome; nucleolus
Molecular function (GO): RNA binding; chromatin binding; histone binding
Source: RefSeq, a predicted model, not a curated record
GCAGAGGGCUCUCGUCCUUUCCCUGGUGUGAUUCCGUCCUGCGCGGCUGUUUUAGGCAGCUGUGGUGGUUUCUCUCCGUCCUCCUCUCCUACCUAAGCGCGUUCCACCACCUCAUGGAAGAUUCGAUGGACAUGGACAUGAGCCCCCUGAGGCCCCAAAACUAUCUUUUCGGUUGUGAACUAAAGGCUGACAAAGAUUAUCAUUUUAAGGUGGAUAAUGAUGAAAACGAGCACCAGUUAUCUUUAAGAACGGUCAGUUUAGGUGCUGGUGCAAAGGAUGAAUUGCACAUUGUUGAAGCAGAGGCAAUGAAUUAUGAAGGCAGCCCAAUUAAAGUAACACUGGCAACUUUGAAAAUGUCUGUACAGCCAACGGUAUCCCUUGGCGGCUUUGAAAUAACGCCACCUGUGGUCUUACGGUUGAAGUGUGGCUCAGGGCCUGUGCAUAUUAGUGGACAGCACUUAGUAGCUGUGGAGGAAGAUGCAGAAUCAGAUGAUGAAGAGGAUGAAGAUGUGAAACUCUUGAGCAUGUCAGGAAAGCGAUCUGCCCCUGCAGCUGGUAACAAGGUUCCACAGAAAAAAGUAAAACUUGCUGCUGAUGAAGAUGAUGAUGAGGAAGAUGAUGAUGAUGAUGAUGAUGAAGAUGAUGAUGAUGAUGAUUUUGAUGAUGAAGAAACUGAAGAAAAAGUUCCAGUGAAGAAAUCUGUACGAGAUACUCCAGCCAAAAAUGCACAAAAAUCAAACCAGAAUGGAAAAGACUCAAAACCAUCAACACCAAGGUCAAAAGGUCAAGAGUCUUUCAAAAAACAGGAAAAAACUCCUAAAACACCAAAAGGGCCUAGUUCUGUAGAAGACAUUAAAGCAAAAAUGCAAGCAAGUAUAGAAAAGGGUGGUUCUCUUCCCAAAGUGGAAGCCAAAUUCAUCAAUUAUGUGAAGAAUUGCUUCCGGAUGACUGACCAGGAGGCUAUUCAGGAUCUGGCAGUGGAGGAAGUCUCUUUAAAGAAAAUAGUUUAAACUGUUUGUUAAAGUUUUCCGUCUUAUUUCAUUUCUGUAACAGUUGAUAUCUGGCUGUCCUUUUUAUAAUGCAGAGUGAGAACUUUCCCUACCGUGUCUGAUACAUGUUGUCCAGGUUCUUUUGCCAAGAAUGUGUUGUCCAAGAUGCCUGUUUAGUUUUUAAAAAUGGAACUCCACCCUUUGCUUGGUUUUAAGUAUGUAUGGAAUGUUUUGAUAGGACAUAGUAGUAGCAGUGGUCAGACAAAUGGAAAUGGUGGGGAGACAAAAAGUAUACAUGUGAAAUAAACUCAGUAUUUUAAUAAAGUAGCACUGUUUCUCUUUCUAUUUACUUCUUAUCUACCCCCUUUAUAUUUUGCCAAAAAAAUAAAUGUACAGUUAAAACGAUCAAAUAAUAUCCCCAAAACCCAGUAGAAACAGUCCCUGCCCUAUCCUCCAGACACUUCUCUCCAGAGUUAAUCUGUGUAGCAGUUUUUCAUUAAUUUUAUAAAUAUAUUGGUCUUGUUUAAGAUUGAGGAUUUAGUGCUCAUACAUUCCCACCUCCUGAUAAUAAUUACAGCGAUGCAAAUAAGUUUCCAAAUACUCCAUCAGACUUUUCUGCCUGGCAUCCUCACUCGUAAAAAAAAAUGUGGCAUGUUAGUUUAGAGAGCAUUCUCUCAGCCUGGGUUCCUCAUCAGAAUCGGAACAGAAAAUUAAUUCUGUGACUAUUUCCUCAGUCACCCAAGAAUAUAGUACAGAUUGGUGGUGGUAGUAAAAUAAAUUUUACUAAAUUUUUACUAUUUUCCUAAAUAAUAUUUUAGAUCUAUGAGAGAAUUUUAUUGCAUGCAGCUUGUGAGAACAUUGAGGGGCAAAUUCUUGGAACCCCUUUUUCUGUUCUACCUUGAACUGAUUGUACAAUGAGACUUCCAACACCCUGUUGAGAUUCCCGUUCCCCUCGUUUGGGGUGUUAGUGUAUCCUAUAGUAAGUAGUUCUUUUAAAAAGUGUGUGUGGGGAAGUGUAUUCUGAGUCCUUGCGUAUCUGAAAAUGUCUCAAUUUUGAUAUAAGUCAAUGCUAGUUUCUAGGCUAAAUAUAUUACUCUGUUUCAAAUGUAUGCUUUUCCUGCCUAGACCUUUGCCUUUUUCAUGUAUUUUGUAUGUGACCUGUUUUUCUGAGUGCUGAUUAAGAUUGCUUUGUCCUUGGUGUUCAAAAGUUUUAAAAUGUGCCUUGGAAAUAAUCUUGUUCUGUGCCCUGGGUGGAUUGUGGGUGUCCAGUUCUGGGCUGUUUUCCUGGGAGAUUUAGUCUCAUUUACUCCCAUCCAUUCUUGGGUCCUUGAUUUUUGGAUGUUUUUCCUCAUUCCUUUUUGUUUUAAACGUCAAGGGAGAGAGAUGAUUUUUUUCUUUUUUCAUUUAUGUUAUAUUUUUAACCUCCAGGUGCUCUUGCUCUUCCUUGGUUUCUUAGGGAUUAAAGUCUGAAGAAACUAGUCACUUUGAAGUGGUCUUGUCAUUUCUCAUCUCAUGCAUUGUUUACUCAUUUUUCUUUCCCCCUACUGUUGUCGAUGUGAGUAGGAAUCGACUCGACGGCACUGGGUACUGGGUUGCUGUUACCUUAUUUUAAUCUUUCCGUAACUUGGGAGUGUGGUACUUGUUGAUGGGGUUUAUAGGUGCAGGCAUUUUGAUGGGAAUAUGCAGAUGUUAGCCUUUUGAUACCUGAGGCUCUCCAGAGGGGUAGCCUCAUUUUGGAGGGUGGAGAAAAGGCUUGGGUGUCUCAUCCCGGUUUCCAGAUAUGAGUGCCUCUGUUUCCUUAAUUGAUUAAUCCGUUUCCUCUUUCCAGGAUAUCCGUCCUCAUGGUCCCUGACUACGUAUUUGAGUUACAUUAAACCGUGCACUUACGACUGUCCAUUUUUUUGUACAUCUUAGUAGUAGUAUGUACUACACACAAUUUGUAGAUGUCAUAUCUGUAAGUUGGUAUCUAAUGUUUCCAACCCCCAAAGACAAAGAUCGGAUUUAUAAAGAUGCUGAUAAUAAAAGGCAAUAAAAAGAAAAAA